AUGCGAGUGCACCUGCUCCUGCUGCUGGCCGCGGGCCCCGCGGGCUGGGCGGCCGCCGCGAGCGGCCUGAGCCUGCGCGGGGACUGGCGGCUGCGCAGCGGGAACGGCUCGCUGCAGCUGGCGGCGGCGGUCCCGGGCUGCGUGCACAGCGCCUUGCUCCGGCACGGCCUGAUCCAGGAUCCUUACUACAGAUUUAAUGAUGUUAACUACAGAUGGAUAUCCUUAGAUAACUGGACCUAUAGCAAGGAAUUUAAAAUCCCUUUCAAUACUAGCAAAUGGCAAAAAAUAAAUUUGGUUUUUGAAGGGAUUGACACAGUUGCAGAAAUCCUAUUUAACAAUGUCACUAUUGGGAAAACAGACAACAUGUUUCGCAGAUACAGCUUUGAUAUUUCCAACCUCGUCAGUGACACGAACUCCAUUGAACUGCGUUUGCAGUCAGCGGUCCAGUAUGCAGAACGGAAGAGCAGAGCUCACACUCGCUACCAGGUGCCCCCCGAGUGCCCUCCGCGUGUUCAGCAGGGCGAGUGCCAUGUCAACUUUGUGCGAAAGGAACAGUGCUCCUUUAGCUGGGACUGGGGGCCUUCUUUUCCAACCCAAGGAAUCUGGAAGGACGUGAGGAUUGAAGCCUAUAAUAUUUGUCAUCUGACUUAUUUCACAUUUUCCCCAAUAUAUGAUAACACUGCCCAGGAGUGGAAUCUUGAAAUAGAAUCUUCUUUUGAUGUUGUCAGUUCAAAACCAGUUGGUGGCCAAGUGAUUAUAGUCAUUCCUAAACUACAAAUACAGGAGAUCUACAACAUCACACUGCAACAUGGGGACAGGACUGUUCUGCUGGUUGUGAAGAUUAACAAGAAUAUUGUUGUGGAGCCUUGGUGGCCUAAUGGACAUGGGAAUCAGACUGGGUACAAUAUGACGGUUCUUUUUCAAAUGAAUGGAGGCUUAAACAUUGAAAAAUCAGCGAAGGUUUAUUUUAGGAGAGUGGAGCUUAUAGAGGAGCCUAUAGAAGGAUCUCCUGGUCUCAGUUUCUACUUCAAAAUCAAUGGACUCCCCAUAUUCUUGAAAGGUUCCAACUGGAUUCCAGCAGAUUCGUUCCAAGACCGAGUAACCUCUGACUUGUUGCAGCGACUCUUACAGUCUGUGGUGGAUGCCAACAUGAAUGUACUUCGGGUGUGGGGAGGUGGGAUUUAUGAGCAGGAUAGAUUCUACGAACUCUGUGAUGAGCUAGGAAUCAUGGUGUGGCAGGAUUUCAUGUUCGCCUGUGCACUUUAUCCAACCGAGGAGGACUUCCUGAACUCAGUGAGGGCAGAAGUGACUCACCAGAUCAAGAGACUGAAGUCUCAUCCUUCUAUCAUCCUGUGGAGUGGCAAUAAUGAGAAUGAGGUGGCACUCAUGAUGAACUGGUAUUCUAUAAAUGCCAGCCACUUGCACACCUACAUUGAAGACUAUGUGACUCUCUAUGUGAAAAACAUCAGAACGCUUGUCCUGCAAGGGGACAAGACCCGGCCUUUUAUCACAUCCAGUCCUACAAAUGGAGCCAAAUCCAUCGCAGAGGGCUGGUUGUCCCACUACCCGUACAGCAAUUAUUACGGUGAUGUACAUUUUUAUGACUACGCAAGCGACUGCUGGGAUUGGAAGAUUUUCCCCAAGGCGCGGUUUGUGUCUGAAUAUGGCUAUCAGUCCUGGCCUUCGUUUAGCACACUAGAGAAGGUCUCAUCUAACAUCGACUGGUCUUAUAAUAGCAGAUUUUUCUUUCAUCGACAACAUCAUGAACAUGGUAACAAUGAAAUGCUUAGACAGGUUGGCCGUCAUUUUACACUCCCCAACAGCGCAGAUCCAUCACGCGUGUUUAAAGAUCUCAUCUACCUAACUCAGGUGAUGCAGGCCCAGUGUGUCAAAACAGAAACUGAAUUCUACCUGCGCAGCCGCAGUGAGAUAGUGGGUGGCAAAGGUCACACCAUGGGGGCCCUUUAUUGGCAGCUGAAUGACAUCUGGCAGGCUCCUUCCUGGUCCUCUCUUGAGUACGGGGGAAAGUGGAAAAUGCUCCACUACUUUGCUCAGCACUUCUUUGCCCCGUUGUUGCCAGUGGGCUUUGAGAAUCAAAAUAUGUUUUAUGUGUACGGCGUGUCGGAUCUCCAUGUGGACUGUAAUGUUACCCUCACUAUGAGACUCCAUUCAUGGCGGUCCUUGAAGCCUUUGUGCUCCCGUUCGAUGAGUCGUCGUGUGAUUAAAGCAGGACAGUCUGUGCGCCUCUAUAAGGGGCGAGUAUCUACACUGCUAGGAUGCGGGAACUGUACAAGACAGCGCUGUGUGAUUUCCUUCUACCUUUCAACUGACCGGGGACUCUUGAGCCCAACAAAUUAUCACUUCCUGUCCUCUCUGAAGCAUGCCACCAGGCUCCUCAAGCCUCAAAUCACUGCCAAUAUCUCCCAGCAAGGUGACACAUUUGUUUUUGAUCUGGAAACCUCAGCUGUGGCUCCCUUCGUGUGGCUGGAUGUUGGAAGCAUUCCUGGGAGGUUUAGUGACAAUGGCUUCCUCAUGACUGAGAGGACCCGGGCUGUGCGGUUUUACCCCUGGGGUCGCACCAGCGUGAGUGAACUGAAGCAGUCUCUUCACGUGACUUCCCUGGCAGAUAUUUCCUGAAGGAGUCCAGGUUGGGUUUCCAGUGAGCACUGGGAGUAGAGUCUGGAGGAAGCCUGGCUGCAGAGGAAGGCAGCCUGGAGUGAGCGGAAGAGGCCGGGAGACCCAUCUGCUCUCUACCGUAUGUCUGACUGAUCACUAUGUUGUGAGUUUGCUUGGGGACGGCUGUUUAUCCAGGUGAUGUCCUGACACAAGGCUGCGUCCAGGUGUUUGUUCCUCAGUCUGUGUCAGGACUGUGAGUUUGGCCCUCCACUUCACGGUUUUAGCAUAACACAGUUUUAACUACACUGCCUUUCAGGGCCCACAGGAGUAUAACCAGGCAGCUGUAUGAGACCAGGGAUUGUGUGGGAAUGUUGACCUUGGAUGGCAAUGGGAAAUACUGAAGGACCAAAACUAAGCUCUUGCCUACAUCUUUACAGGAAAUGAAAGUUCAGAUAUUACAAUAGACACUUUUUGGUGGAAACUGGCUAGGAUUUGAUUGUUGCCAUUCGACUGUGUGUGUGUGUGUGUGUGUGUGUGUGUGUGUGUGUGUGUGUGCUGGAGCUUGAACUCAGGGCCUGGACACUGUCAUUGAGUUGUGUUUUGGUGGGUUUUUUAUUUUGUUUUGUUUUUUUUGC
Perognathus longimembris pacificus (Pacific pocket mouse) is the source of this 3251-nucleotide messenger RNA. It is a transcript of the gene Manba, whose product is annotated as mannosidase beta. The coding region runs from base 1 to 2637 and encodes 878 amino acids. The record is from RefSeq and is a predicted model, not a curated record. The transcript is spliced from 17 exons. Gene Ontology annotation, molecular function: beta-mannosidase activity. NCBI's taxonomy places the organism in Eukaryota, Metazoa, Chordata, Mammalia, Rodentia, Heteromyidae. Gene Ontology annotation, biological process: glycoprotein catabolic process; carbohydrate metabolic process.